Klebsormidium nitens is the source of this 1904-nucleotide messenger RNA. The record is from the annotation of a GenBank genome assembly. Lineage: Eukaryota; Viridiplantae; Streptophyta; Klebsormidiophyceae; Klebsormidiales; Klebsormidiaceae.
UGAGGAGAAUCAAAGGUUCAGCCUCACGACUCAGGAGCUUUCGAGCACCUCUGCCAUCUUCUCGGUCCUCGGCCCUCGUCAGACCACCUCACUGUCAGCUUUUGUAGAAGUGUCCUUACUUCCUUCUCGUGGUCUUUUGUCCUGACUCCUGACUCCUUGGUUCGUUGUUGUUUGUGCUUUGGGCUUCCAGAAUCAAGCCAUUCUGUAGGCAAGAACGAGUGUCCCUUGCUCGAGCUGCAUCACCACUUUUGGCAGAUACUCGACUGUUCUGAGCUACUACUCGGACGUUGUGCCUACAAGUAUCUUCGGGCGACGGAGAGUAUCAAAAGUCCUGGAAGAUUGUUGAACACAGGAGGAAAGGUUGCUAUUAGUUGCAGAUAUCUGGUUAGAAGGUACCACUUGUUCGAUGCAUAACCCGGCUGCCCACAAUGGAAGGGCAGUAGCGGGAAGUAGAGGAAUGGUGUCAUCGCCAGCCUUCUCACUCGGCAACACUGAGUACAGCCACGUGGCUCUUAAACUUCCAAAACUUCGUCUACCAGAAGCACCGAGCAGCUCUUCGGUAUUGGGCAUCCAAGCGUCUCCCCGCACACCCCGCAGAAAAAUAGGCAGGCUGAAUGCCGGCGCUGCACUCACCUUUUUCACAGUUCCUGAACUGUCAAGUGCUGCCAGCUACGAUCCAAGGGGUUGUUCACCAAGCUCUUCCCCUUCAGCAUCCCCAAUUACAAGCCCUGUCCACCCAUGUUUAAAAGUGAGGGGCACCUUUUCUCUGGAAAGUCGUUCAUCUGUUUUCGCCUCUGGUUCUCACAAGUCCCUCAAUGGACAGAACCACCAGCGGACCAUUUCAGGGGUGCAUAGGAGUAAACCGCCUGCAAGAACAUGCGCAAGAGCGCAGUCAUCUGAAGGGGAGUCUGAAGGGAGGGCCACCAGGGAUGGGCUCACCACGAAGGAGAAGAGCCAGAUGGUCAAUGAGGAGCUCCUGCUGUUCUUCUUCCAGCUGGACCUGGGUACAAGGUUGCAGCGGGCAAUGAAUCAGGAGCAGUAUGAGGCUGCUGGCGAGCUGCGGGAGAAGAUUGUGGGGAUUGAGAAGGAGCUGGAGAAGCAGCGGCGCGCCAAGCGGGCCGGCACUGGUCCUCGGGAGGAAGUGACCGACACCACGGUUGCAGCGCUGAGGUUGCGCUCAGAACUUCAGAGGGCCGUAGAGGAGGAGAAUUAUGAGCAGGCGGCUGCAAUUCGGAAACAGCUGUCAAAAAUCGAGUUGGAUGCUCUUGCCGCUACCGCCCAGACAUUGACGAGCACAGAGGUCAAGUUUAACUUUCGGUUGGGGCAGAAAAUACGGCAUGCACAGUUGGGGUACCGAGGGGUAAUCUGUGGGAUGGACUGGCAGUGCUUUGAGUCGUCAGAGUGGAUGGAGAAGAACGGGGUGGACAACUUGCCGCGGGGACGCCAGCAGCCCUUUUACCAGGUGCUGGUGGACAUGCAGCAGAGCCCAAGCACGCUGGUGGCCUAUGUCGCCGAGGAAAAUGUCGAAGUUCCGGAGGAAGAGGAUGAGGAGCCAUUCCCUCAUCCUUACCUGUACCUUCUUUUCUAUGGGCAAGACGCGAACGGAGAUUUCAUUCCUACAAAGCAGCUUCGGGAGAAAUAUGAUGCACCCCGGCACGAGCUGCCUUAUGACCCUCCAGAGGAAGAUUCGACAACAAGCGAGUCAUGAGUUGCAAGAGAUUUUCGAAGGGUGGGGGUACAAAGCAUGUCUGCGGUCUGCCGGCCUCCAUGCAUAACAAUUGUGAGUUUCUAUCAUAGGACGGAACUAUGUAGAUUGCCUUGUUCUGCGGCAAGAGUUCCGUUGCACAAUCGAACAGUCAAAUGUGGUCUCGUCUUAAGCUUGAUCGAGCUCUCCUUUACAUAUU